CUGCUAAAAGGACGUGUGGAGCGCCCUUUCAAUUCACCCGGAACUGUUCGGAGACCCCCCUCUGUCGCACAGUUUGACGUGAAUCUAUCGACAUGUAUGCCGACACGCAGAACCAGCCUCAUGGCUGGGCCUCACUGGAAGAACGGUAUGAGGUAAUGAAGGAGAUCGGAGACGGCAGCUUUGGCAGCGUCGCCCUUGCACGGGUACGGACGGCGGGUGCACAUAUCGCGCGUCGGGGCACUCUGGUUGCGAUUAAGACGAUGAAGAAGACAUUCGACUCGUUCUCCGCAUGCCUAGAGCUUCGCGAGGUCAUCUUCCUUCGCUCGUUGCCUCCGCAUCCGCAUCUCGUUCCUGCCCUAGACAUCUUCCUGGAUCCCUACAGCAGACGGCUUCACAUUGCCAUGGAGUUUAUGGAUGGAAAUCUGUACCAGCUGAUGAAGGCACGCGAUCACAAGCCGAUGGACGCGCACAGUGUCAAAAGUAUCCUCUUUCAGAUCAUCUCCGGACUAGAGCACAUCCACCAACGCGAAUUCUUUCAUCGCGACAUCAAGCCCGAAAACAUUCUGGUAUCGACGUCGCAACAAAACGACUCGUCGCAUCCCUUCCGACGGUACUCUGCUCUAAUGACUCCUCCAUCGACACCACCCGUGUACACCAUUAAGAUUGCCGAUUUCGGACUCGCAAGGGAAACGCAUUCUAAGCUUCCUUACACUACCUAUGUUUCGACGAGGUGGUAUCGCGCACCCGAAGUCCUGCUUCGCGCAGGCGAAUAUUCAGCUCCAGUCGACAUCUGGGCUGUGGGUGCGAUGGCUGUUGAGAUCGCUACUUUGAAGCCCCUCUUCCCCGGUGGAAAUGAGGUUGACCAGGUGUGGAGGGUGUGCGAAAUAAUGGGCAGCCCUGGAGGUUGGGUCAACAAGUACGGACAGAGAGUUGGUGGGGGCGAGUGGAAGGAUGGUGUGCGGCUGGCACAGAAGCUUGGUUUCUCCUUCCCAAAGAUGGCCCCCCACUCCCUGGAUACUAUUCUCCAACCCCCACAGUGGCCUGCAAGCUUGGCCAACUUCGUCACAUGGUGUCUCAUGUGGGACCCACGGAACAGGCCGACAUCAACACAAGCUCUGGCCCACGACUACUUCCAGGAUGCCUUUGAUCCUCUGCGCCUAAAAUCCUCAUCGUCGAGGUUAUUGGGUCGCAAGCAGUCCGACAUCUCCGGAAAGGACUCACCUGACGCCUCUCCAAGCCUGACCUCGAAAACGUCUUCGUGGCUGCGUAGGUCACUGGUUGCACGAGAAAGUGCCCCGGCUGUUCCGCAGCACAGCCCGGCACGCCCAAUAUCGCCGCGGCCGUCGCCCGCUCAUUCGAACUCCACGGAUGCAAAUUCAUCGACUAAGAAUCGUCCAAACGCGCCUAAGCGAGCUACGUGGACGAACGGCGUCCCUUCCAAUGGGGCGCCUAUCCCCAUUCUGCCUUCCAUCCGGCCAGUCUCUCCUUUGUCAGCAGAGGUGACCGCUCAGGCGAGCGUGCGUCCUGCAGAGGGAGAAGAAAAGGCUGCAAAGAAGAUUGGUCGUCAAUUAUCUGUCGCCUCGCACGGUAACCACUAUGCAGACAUUCAUCGCCAAGAAGCGGAGAGAGCGUUGAAUGGCCAAUCGGGACUUGCAUCGCCCUCAAGUGGACACAAGGAAGGCUUCUUCUCCCAUUUGAGGAAGCGAGCUCGCCGUCUGUCUGGUCGUUACCAGACACCAAUGUCGCCUAAUUCGGAUGACAUCGAGGCUAAUGCCGGCUGUGCUCCAUGGGCAAGUGGAGGUACCAGGCAGUCAAUGAUCAUGGACCAACCCCCUCUAGCGCCGGCACCCUCUACCAAUUCGGAUUUCUCGGAUCUCGACAAAGCGUUACAAAACGUGAGGUGUAGCCUCGAGGGGCCACCGCAGCCAAGCAUUGCGACAAAGAAUCCCCGUGUCGCUACCAAUCCUAUGCUCAAGCGUCACCACUCAUUGAAUCAUGACAACAGAAUCUCGGAGCACGGCAUCGCUCCACCCGCCGGUCCAGUCUCCAGUCGAACCAGGCGAGCGCUCCAAAACAGGUCGAACCCCUCAAACCGAUAUGAAACUCCCAACGAAGAAGAAGAGCUGCUAAGCGAAGUGCUCGCUUCUGCUCAGAAGGCAGUCAAGAAGCUCGAUCGACAUGCGGAGGCGGGCACAGAGUAUCAGAAGAAGCCUGCGCGACAGUCUCAGGCCGACCUCGGCCCUGCCGCCUCGUACCUCACGCCUUCGCCAUCAGCGAACCGUAACAAUGUUGGGUUCGGCCAGAUGGACUUCAUGACGCCGACGAAGCCGCUGGAGAUCUCGAAGACGCGAACAACUAAGGAUGAGGGGCCUUCGAAGUGGCCGACGCCGCCCUACGAUGACAAUGACUGGGCAUCAAGUGUGGCUGCCAGCCUUCUAGCCACGCAGUCCAUGUAUCGGUGAUCACCUAUCACCUUCGAAUCUAUAUGAUAGAUUUCCCCUUGCAUUCUCUACGCCGUCUUCAACCAUAUAAUUACUAUAAUCUCGGUCUCUCCUUCUACGGCUUAUAUUACUGCCUCCAUCGUCGAAUACAGUUCGGGGCUCGCGCCACCACUCCAACGUUCACGGUUGACGACCACACGAC
Molecule: messenger RNA, 2643 nt
Organism: Trematosphaeria pertusa
Lineage: Eukaryota; Fungi; Ascomycota; Dothideomycetes; Pleosporales; Trematosphaeriaceae
Product: meiosis induction protein kinase-like protein
Exons: 4
Coding region: 93-2462 (789 amino acids)
Biological process (GO): protein phosphorylation; intracellular signal transduction
Cellular component (GO): cytoplasm; nucleus
Molecular function (GO): ATP binding; protein serine/threonine kinase activity
Source: RefSeq, a predicted model, not a curated record